Messenger RNA from Pocillopora damicornis (cauliflower coral), 553 nucleotides. Its product is annotated as leucine-rich PPR motif-containing protein, mitochondrial. The record is from RefSeq and is a predicted model, not a curated record. Gene Ontology annotation, molecular function: protein binding; mRNA 3'-UTR binding. NCBI's taxonomy places the organism in Eukaryota, Metazoa, Cnidaria, Anthozoa, Scleractinia, Pocilloporidae. Gene Ontology annotation, cellular component: nucleus; mitochondrion. Gene Ontology annotation, biological process: regulation of mitochondrial translation.
AUUUAUCUUUAUUUCUGUGGCUCUUGAUUUCAUUUCUGGCGUUCAUUUUAUGAUUUCAGGAAGAUGUUAAAUUUCAGUAGCUUGUAGAAAAUUUUGCAUCGGUCACUAUCGUGUUUGAACUUUUCUUCCCACAGGGGUGAUGUCAAGUCUGCAUUAGAAAUAUUUGGACAGGCCAAGGAAGAGGGUCCUUUUGUUUCACAGGGCAGUGCACUGAGGCUGUUAAACACCAUGGCCAAAACGGGUCAAACAGAAAAAUUUGAUAGUGUUUUGGAAGACUGUCUUCACCAUUCUGUGAAAGCAGUUGAAAUUCCCACCGAAGCCCGAGAAAUGAUCAGAGGCCUAGUAUUUGCUUGCGUGCAUGCUGGAAAGACGGAUCUUGCCUUGAAACUCAUGCUGGAAAAUGAUGUGUUCCUGAAUGCAAACACACUUUUGAAACCUGCGAGAUCCGCCGGCUGGAAAGGAGAGGUGCAAGCUCUGUUGAACGCCAUAGAAUUUUUGAAGGAAAACAACGUCAGCCCCAAAGAGAUGUAUUUUCAUCUGAUAAGGGCUCAUG